Messenger RNA from Leptinotarsa decemlineata (Colorado potato beetle), 896 nucleotides. RefSeq lists its product as uncharacterized. Gene Ontology annotation, cellular component: membrane. NCBI's taxonomy places the organism in Eukaryota, Metazoa, Arthropoda, Insecta, Coleoptera, Chrysomelidae. Gene Ontology annotation, biological process: vesicle-mediated transport. The record is from RefSeq and is a predicted model, not a curated record.
CACAUAACCUACUUUAUUUGUUUAUGUUGUGUUGUCAAUUUAUUGUCAAUUCAGUUCACACUAACGUCAAUUUUGAUAUUGACCAUGUUAAUGAAAUGUAAUUCAAUUUAUUGGACACCUUAGUACAUUUUUUCAUACUAUAAAAUAAGAAAAAUGGCGGAUUUAAAGAAAGAUUUGGAUGAGUAUUUGCUCUUACAGAGCGAUAAAAAAAAGACCUUCAAGUUGGACAUGCCAGCAAUACAAAAACCCAAUAUAUCCAGUUGGUUUAAAAAAGAAGAAACUGAGGAAGGUAGCUCUUGGUAUCAGGAGUCGAAAAGAGAAUGUUGCCCUAGUCUUUCGAGAUUUCAACGAAUAGUACUAUUUGGAUUGUGUCUUGGCAUGGGAUUGCUAUGUUUUUCCCUAUCUCUGAUGUACAUUCCAGUUCUUCUGUUCAAAGCUAGAAAGUUUUCUCUUCUUUUCACCUUGGGGAGUACAUUUUUCGUUUUGAGUUUCUUUUUUCUGUUUGGGCCCCUGGCUUUCCUGAAGGGUAUGUUUGCCAAGGAAAGGCUUUUUCUGACAAUGACUUAUGGAGGAACACUAGUUGCUACUUUAUAUUGCGCUUUGCACCUGCAAAGCACCCCUUUCACUGUGCUGUUUGCCAUCGGCCAGAUAAUUUCAUUACUUUGGACUGUGAUAGCCAGUAUACCUGGCGGUACUGCCGGACUUUCAUUUUUCUCAAAAAUGUUUUCAAGAUCUGUCAGCAGUAGUACUUUACCUAUUUAGUGCUAUCGUUUUCAUCUACUUUUGUUAUUUUAUGCCAUUUCAUUAUCAGUUGUCAAAGACUCGCACUGCAUUAUUAUUACCAUCAUCAAAAGCAAUUCUGUUUCAUAUAUUUACUAAACAUGUAAGAUAUUUAG